AUGGUCGCGCUCUCCAACAUCUACGAGCCGCUCCUCGACCAAGGCUACCUGCCCGACUUUAUCACCCGCAGAGGUAUCAGACACCUCCUGGGCCGCAAGGUUGCGCAAGUAUCCGCUGUUACACCUGCUGAGAAGGAAGAAUACAUCAAGUCCUUGAAGGAAAAGGAAGCGAUUGCGAUAAACACGAAAGAAGCGAACGAGCAGCACUAUGAGGUGCCUUCGGAGUUUUUUACUAUGUGUUUGGGCAAGAACUUGAAGUAUAGUUGUUGUCUGUUUGAGGAUGGAGCCACAACGUUGGAUGAGGCAGAGGACAAGAUGUUGGAACUGUACAUUGCACGCGCCGGGAUGGAAGAUGGGAUGUCUGUCCUCGAUGUCGGCUGUGGUUGGGGAAGCUUGUCUCUGUUCCUCGCAAAGCGCUUCCCAAACUCGAAAAUCACGGGCGUGUCCAAUUCAGCCAGUCAACGCGAAUGGAUCAUGAAGAUGGCCGCUGAGCGAGGGUUGACCAACGUCGAGAUCUUGACUGCUGACAUGAACACCUUCGAGAUGGACAGGACCUUCGACCGAAUCUUCUCCAUCGAAAUGUUCGAACACAUGAAAAACUACUCCGCCCUCCUCCGCAAAAUCUCCCACUGGAUCACCCCCACCACAGGCCGUCUCUUCGUCCACGUCUUUGCACACCACUCCACCCCCUACGACUUCAAAACCCAAGAUGACAACUCCUGGAUGGCAAAGUACUUCUUCACGGGCGGGACCAUGCCGUGCGAGGAUCUGUUUACGUAUUUCCAGGAGGAUGUGGAGGUUGUGGAGCGGUGGACGGUGAAUGGGAGGAAUUAUGCGAGGACGAGUGAGGAGUGGUUGAAGCUUUUGGAUGGGAAUAGGGAGAGGGCGAUGAAGGUUCUCGAGGGGGGUUAUGGGAGUGCGCAGGCGGCGAGGAUGUGGUUUAAUCGGUGGAGGGUGUUUUACCUUGCUGUUGCGGAAACGUUCGGCUACAACGACGGGAAUGAAUGGCCCGUCGUGCACUACCUGUUCAAACGCAGAGAGUAG
Fimicolochytrium jonesii is the source of this 1044-nucleotide messenger RNA. Its product is annotated as S-adenosyl-L-methionine-dependent methyltransferase. The transcript has 5 exons. Lineage: Eukaryota; Fungi; Chytridiomycota; Chytridiomycetes; Spizellomycetales; Powellomycetaceae. The coding region runs from base 1 to 1044 and encodes 347 amino acids. The record is from RefSeq and is a predicted model, not a curated record.